This is a messenger RNA of Ruditapes philippinarum (Manila clam), 3894 nucleotides long. Its product is annotated as heat shock 70 kDa protein 12A-like. NCBI's taxonomy places the organism in Eukaryota, Metazoa, Mollusca, Bivalvia, Venerida, Veneridae. The transcript has 5 exons. Gene Ontology annotation, molecular function: ATP binding; ATP-dependent protein folding chaperone. Bases 15 to 1871 code for a protein of 618 amino acids. The record is from RefSeq and is a predicted model, not a curated record.
UCUCUUACAGAAGUAUGGCAUGCUCUAGGUCAGACGUUGAGCGAUUAGAGCAGUCUAGGUCUAACCAUUUAGUCGUGGCUGCAAUCGACUUUGGAACAACGUAUACAGGAUUUGCUUACUCGUUUAAGAGUGAUUCGACAAAAAUAGUAACAAGUAGAUGGACAGGUGAAAAUGUGCGCACAGCUACAGAAAAAGCACCUACAUGUGUACUGCUUUCACCAGACAAGCGGUUCGUUGCUUUUGGAUAUGAAGCAGAAGAAAAGUAUAAAGAACUAUUGGAAGAAGAUGCGAAAAAUGCUGAUGGACAUUACUUUUUUGAGCGGUUCAAAAUGAAGCUUUAUGAAACAAAGAAUCUUAAAUUGGAUACACUCAUAACGGAUGCGGUAGGCAAAGAGCUGCCAGCUAUCGACGUUUUUGCAGUUGUCAUAACGCACAUAAAAGAAAAAGUUUAUAAGCAGUUAAAAAGUACUUAUUCCGGAUUUAACGAAGAUAGUGAUAUUCUUUGGGUGUUAACUGUCCCCGCAAUAUGGUCCGAGUCUGCAAAACAGUUCAUGAGAAAAGCAGCAAAUGAGGCCGGACUUAAGGCUGAGAACGUAAGACUAAUUUUGGAACCAGAGGCUGCAUCUCUUUAUUGCAAUGACAAACAUUUGUGCAAAGUAACACUAGCAAAUGGGGACAAUAUGGCAGAAAAAUUACCAGAAGGCACACAAUACAUAGUGGCUGAUUUAGGAGGUGGGACAGCUGAUAUUUCUGUUCAUGAAGUUUUAAAGAGCAGAAAUCUUAGAGAAAUCCAAAGAGCCAGAGGAGACGCUUUAGGUGGUAUGAUGGUUGAUCAGGAGUUUUUGAAGUUCCUGGAAGAGAUUUUCGGAACCGAUGUUUUUCGUCUGUUUUCAAACAAAUAUCGCCAUCAUUUAAUGGAUAUUCAGUUGAACUUUGAAACAAAGAAAAGGACACUAAACCUUAAAUCAUCUGAUGAUAUCAAAAUUAAACUUCCGAUUUCUCAAUUGAAUGGCGUGCUAUCGGAGCUGAAAGAGGAGAAUGUAAAAAAUAAGAUUAGAGAAUUCUCUAAGAAGGCUGGCUUUCAAUCACUCAAAUUGAUUACAGAUAAAUUAUGCUUUGAAAAAGUAAUUAUGGAAAUGUUCUUUGAAAACGCAAAAGAUGGCAUACUUAAGCUACUUGAUGAAGUGCUAGAAAAAGACAAGCUUACAGACAAGAUCAAUUUGCUAAUGGUAGGUGGGUUUUCAGAGUCUGUAUAUGUCCAAGAUGUCAUCAAGCAGAAAUUUCCGAAUUUAACAGUUCUCGUUCCACAAGAUCCAUCCCUUUCUGUACUGAAAGGAGCUGUUACUGUUGGACACAACCCAAAGACAAUCACCGAGCGAAUCGCAAGGUACACUUACGGAUUUUCAAUUUCAAGGCCGUUCAAUGAUGGAAGAGACCCACUGGAUUUAAAAGUACUUCGAAAUGGACAAAAGAUUUGCAAGAAUGUCUUUUUUAAGCUGAUAACAAAAGGUGGUGUUCUCAAGAUUGGAGACCAUUUUGACAUGCCAUAUAAUCACAAAUUGGAAAAUACUAACAUCCUUCGGGAGGCAAUGCGAAUGUUGCCUCUAUCUGCAUAUGUCUACAGAUCAGAAGAAAACGAUCCAAAAUACACUGAAGAAAAGUUUGGUUGCGAACUGGUUGGAAAAGUAACUAUUCCACCACCACCUUCUGGAUGGCCACAUAGUUCCUCUCUUGUGUAUGAGCUGGUAGUUGGUGAGGCAGAAUUUACAGUUCGUGCACUAAAUCUGAAAACGAACAUGAAAACUGAAGGGCAACUAGACUUUUUGGAAACAAAUCAGAGAGAAGUUUCCAAGUUUGCAGUGUCAAGUUGAUAAGGGAGUUUUUUGGUCAAGUGAGGAAAUUGUUCUGGUGUCAUAUCAAUUUGUAUGAAUAUUUCGAGUGUAAAUUAUAACAAUCAAUUAGUGUCUGCCUUACGAGUGAUAUUGUCAGUUAUUUGAAUCAUUGAACUUAAUGAGAAAGGAUAAUACUGUCUGUGAUUAUAGUUUUUGAUCACCGGUUAUAUUUAAGAAAUUAUCAAAAUACAGGCAAAAAUGUUUGCUGAACUUUAUAUUACUUUAGUAAUUUUAACCAUUGUAAUAUGAUAUUUUUCUAAAGGAUAUUUACUUAUGAAAAAAAUGUUGUCAAAUCACAUUAAAACUUCUAUAUAGUGAUUUGAUUGGCCGCAUUCCAAUCACAACCUUCAUGCAACCAUAGGAAACGACACGUGACUUUCAAAUGGAAGCCUAUCAUUCUACGAAAAAAUCAACUGUUUUACCCGCAAAUUGUCUUUUUUGUAAAAAAAAAACAAACGUAAUUUUGUCUAAUUUGGAAACCAAAUUUAUUCAUAAACUGAACACAAUUUCAAACAAAAGUUUUUAUUUGUUGUAAAUUGCAAGUAUCCUAGUUUCACAUCACUUAAAAUAACAACUUGCGCAGAUCUCAAAUAUCCAAAUAUUCACUAGAAAGUUUGUUUCCAAUACUCUUUCAGAUUAAUUUAUAAUUCGGAAGUUUAUACGUUUUAGAAAAUUCCUUUAUAUUAUUAUACUCAUUUCAGAAUGGCCAACGGGAUUCUCAGAUUUCAGUUUGCAAUUUUGAAAUGACAUAUGAAAGUCAUAUUUAUAUUUGUUUUUUUUUUCCUGCAAAUUUAAAUAAUUGUGAUGGCAAUGAUUUGCGUUGCGAAAUAUAGGAGGACCACUGCUUAUAAAUUUUAUUGCAUAAUGCAAAUGAAUACUUAUACAAAGAUUUUAGUUUGAGCUUUCUGUCAAAACCAAUUGACACUAGUGAAUUUUAAUUAUGAUAUGCCUCCUCAAUCCAUAGAAAUGCAAAGAAGUGUGAAUAAAACUGACUGUAGUUAAAUGUAAAAUAUAAUGGACUAAACAAUUCAAUCAUUAUACAACAUCAAGAUGACAUAAUGUCUCGGUCGAGUUGAUCUUACUUGGCUAUAUAUUGGCACUGGUCAUUGACAAAUGAAAAAGGUUAAGGAUAAAUUAUAAAAACUGCUCAAAAUAUAGGAAAAGAGUGUCUAACACGUUCAUAAAAACCUUGACGAUGUAUUCCGAAGAAUGUAGAAGUAAAAAAAAGCACAAAACAAUGAUGCUUCAUGCCAAUCAUCUAAGCUUUAACAUAAAAUUACAAUGGGAUAUCAUAGCAACGUACCAGCAGGCACUAGUACAUAUGGGCAAUGUACGUCUCUGUCGCCUGAAAGAAAACUAUCCUCAGCUUGUGAUACACAGAGGCAUAAUUCGUCAUGCGUGCAUGGCGGAGAGAGUUGUUAAUCCUAUGUAUCAGAACCCUUGCAACACUCCAUAUUUCCAGAUGGAGUAGAAAGACAGAAGAGAGCUGAGGUUGAAGUCAGAUGAACAGUGAGUAGUGAAUAAGCUGGAGGAGAGACGAAUGAGGGACAGCCGGAAGCGUCAAGAAAGGGCAUGGUAUGAAGUAUAAGAUCUACGGUACGCCAUGUCGAGUUGGACUACAUUGAUGAAUGACAUUGCUAAAUGUUUUGUUAUGCAUUUGCUGUGUUGUUGUUUGUCUUUCGGUUUAAUAUUGGUUCUUUCGAUUAAGAUUUACAUUUUCAUUGGUCGACUUGAUUUAAUUUAUUCAAUUAGUUUAGAAUUCGUCCUUAACUAUACUGUUUUUUUGUCUUGAUAACUGGCCGACAGGUCAGUUCGCUUUUAAGCAUAAGAGUUUUGACCACUUUCAAAACUUAUACAAUGACUGACACAAUUUUCAUUUAUAUGAUUUAUGAAUAGACUUAUUUCAUUUUUCUAAUCUAAACUGUAAUUGUUAUGAUACACCUUCAAUAAAAAGAAUUCUGAUAAUAAUUUUGUACAAUUAUAACAUAAAUAAAUCUUUGAU